UUGGGACAAAAGUCCCUGUGUUUGUUCUUUCUUACUCAGAGAUCCAGGAAAAGAGAGAUGUAUGGGUGUGGAGGCAUACCAUAUAGUCAGCUUUCAGAAAUAACAUUGUACCGCCUAACACUGGGGACUAUUUCUCAGCUCCAGGAUCUUAUUAACCUUUUUGUGUUUAUUCCUGUACCAAAGAGAACCUGUUUUGGGCCUUAGGGGGCACACUAAAUCAAAUUAAGGAGCAAGAAGAGAUGCAAGAAUUAAAAGGCAUCAUUGUUAACAUCUGACAGCAGUUGGAAGCAUACGUACAUUAUGAGUCUUUCCCUUUGACGUUGCGAAUUCUUAUAAUAUCUCUGAGGCAAUUGUAUUUCAAUAUAUUGGCCGGAACCAGAUAUUAACAAAAUAAAAGCAGAACAAUGAACUGUUACGCUUGGCUACCCAUUCUAAUUGCUUUCACUGUGCUGGGGCAUUGCUUCCCAAAAGAAACUAAUACAAGAAAACAUCUGCAAAUCAAAAAGGCCUCACAACAAGAACAGCAUGUACCUCAUCACCGUAUCAGACGUGGAUGGAAAUGGAACCAAUUAUUUGUUCCUGAAGAGGACCCAGGACCACUUUGUGUUGGCCAGCUCAAAUCUGAUGAUGACAAAGGGAACUUUUCCAUAAAGUAUAUACUGUUAGGAGAGGGAGCAGGAGAAGUUUUUAGAAUUGAUGAAGAUACAGGCUUUAUCUAUACCAUGAAGAAACUGGAUCGAGAAGAGAAAGCAUUCUACACAAUGCGUGCCCAGGCCAUAAACAGGUUGACCAUGCAGCCAGUGGAACCAGAAUCUGAAUUCAUUAUUAAAGUUCAGGAUAUCAAUGACAAUAAACCACAAUUCCAAAAUGGACCCUAUGUUGCCAGCAUCCCUGAAAUGUGUGAAGUUGAAACUUCCGUCAUACAAGUGACAGCCACAGAUGCUGACGAUCCCACCCAUGGGAACAGUGCAAGAUUAAUCUAUAGCAUUCUACAGGGACAGCCAUACUUCUCUGUUGAACCAAAGACAGGUAUUAUUUUUACUUCCUUACCUGAUAUGGACAGAGAGGCAAAGGAGCAGCAUUUGGUGAUCAUACAGGUCAAAGAUAUGGUAGGACAGCUGGGAGGGUUUUCUGCAACAACAACUGUGACUGUCAACUUGGCUGAUAUCAAUGACAAUGGUCCAAAAUUCCAACAGAAGCUAUACCACUUUUCAGUUCCUGAGUCUGCAACGAUUGGUACAAUGAUUGGUCGGAUCAUGGCUGAUGACAGUGAUAUAGGAGAGAACGCAGAAAUGAAUUACACCAUUGAGGAAAUAGACAGUUCAGAUAUGUUUGACAUUAUGACUGACUCUGACACUCAGGAAGGGAUACUUAUACUAAAUAAGCACUUGGAUUAUGAGAGUAAAAGACGGUUCAGCAUCAGAGCAGUUGUCAUCAACAAACACAUUGAUCCUCAGAUUGUCAAUCUUAACCAAUUCAAAGACUUGACUGAUAUAAAGAUCACUGUAGAAGAUGUUGAUGAGCCUCCAGUUUUCACUGCUCUUGAGUAUAUGCUGGAGAUACUUGAAAACUCAAUCACCGGAACAUUUGUUGGUGCAGUCACAGCAAGAGACCAAGAUGUAGCAAAUAAUCCCAUUAGGUAUCAUAUUGAUCAAAACACUGAUUUAAAAAGAAUGUUUAAAGUAGCUGCGCACAAUGGAACAAUCACGCUUGCAAAACCUUUGGAUCGAGAGACAGCAUCCUGGCACAAUUUAACUAUUUCAGCAUCAGAAGAAAAAAAGAAUGGUUUUCUAUCUAGAGUACCAGUAUUUAUACGAGUUAUAGACAUUAAUGACAAUGCACCAGAAUUUUCAAAACGUUACACACCUUAUGUAUGUGAAACUGCAAAACCAGGACAGAUAAUUCAAACAAUCAGUGCAACAGAUAAAGAUGACCCGAUGGAAGGCCAUCACUUCUAUUUUACACUGGCAACUAAAACCAGCAUGAACACUAAUUUCACUGUAAGAGAUAACCAAGAUAACACUGCUGGAGUUCUCACAAGAAAAAAUGCGUUUAGCAGGCAGGAACAGGUUUAUUUUCACCUACCAAUUGUCAUUACGGAUGAUGGAGAACCAGCGCUCAGCAGUACCAAUACCCUUACCAUCAGAGUGUGCGACUGCUAUCCGGAUGGCAGCUGUAGCUCUAGUGGGGUUGAAGCCUUCGCUCUUUAUGUUGGUAUCAGCCCCGGUGCCCUGAUUGCCAUCUUGUCAUGUUUCCUAAUAAUAUUAGUCCUUGUAUUACUUAUACUGGCAGUAAGGCGCUAUAAGAAGGAAAAGGUGAAUUCUGAGAAAUGGGAAGAAGUCACAGAGAAUGUUGUGAGGUAUGAGGAUGAAGGUGGGGAACAGGACACUGAGGCAUUUGACGUAGUAACUUUAAGAUCUCACACUAAAAGGAAAGAACCAACACCAAGGAAUGAUAUGACUGCACGUAUCCGAAUGUCAUUAAGACAGUCUCUUAGAGUUGGACCCGAUGAUGAUGUUUUCAGGGAGUUUAUUUUGGAAAGACUGCAUGAGGCUGAUACAGAUCCUUGUGCUCCCCCCUAUAACUCCUUACAGACCUAUGCAUUUGAGGGAGAUGGAUCAGUGGCUGGGUCUCUCAGCUCCCUGGAAUCAGACAGCACAGACACAGAUCAAAACUAUGAAUACCUGAGUAACUGGGGACCACGUUUCCAAAGACUGGCAUCCAUGUAUGAAAAUGAUGUAAAAGACAGAGAUUUUUAGGCUGGAAAGUUACGAAGAUGUGAACUUAAACAAAACCAGCAAAGCUCUAAAUUUGUCAUGUAGUUAUAUCAAGCCUAAAACACCAACUCAGAUAUUGCUGGCAUGCCUCCCUCAGGAAAUUCAUAUAUAAACACUAACCCUCAUUAGCUCUUUAGACCAGUAAUCCCUGAAUUUAGUUAAUCAGCUAAAUCGUUAAUGUAUCUGUUUUUCUAAACUAUUUCAAUUACCAAGAUCAAAUAUUUAACUUGAUGGUUUUGUUACUGCAGCACCCACUUGCUUUUUCUAACACAAUUGUUCAAUUCUACUAACUACAUAUAUAUUAUAGUUGUACUACAUGUAAUCAGAUUUAAAAAUGCUGCUGGUAUUAUGAUAUGUUUCUGUUUUAGUUUGUAAAGUAUUAAGACUGGCACCAUUUUUAUUCACAAAGACUUUGUUAUUUGCAGCCUUUGUGUGUGAAACCUGCUGAUAAGAAACAAUGUGCAGUUCUUCAAUUAACCUCUUAAAUGAUUUCUAAUUACAUGAAUAAGAUUCAUGUGGAAAUAACUGAAUUAUGUUUUGGUAUUACGCGAUUCUGUAAUAUUAAAUGAAGACAAUGUACUGUAAUUCAUAAUAAGCUAUAGAAAAGUCUUACUAUAAGGCUGAUCUGAUAAUUAUUGACUACAGUAUUUUUAACUAUACAACCAUUGUGUGCUUAAUAGAAUUAACAGCUUUUAUGAGGUCAACACUUUGUGAUAAUGUACAGGAUGUCAUGCUUUGUGAUUACACCCUAUUCUUGAUGGCAUCACAUGACUUUUUUUGCACAGCUUCCUUCCUAAUCAGUAAAAUGCACUCUUUGUGGCAAGUACCUGCGUGUUAAACUCAUAAAUCUUAUUUACUGGUUGAUACACUUAUUUAUUUUAUUUUAUUUUUGUUGGGAAAUGUUAUAUUAUUAAAGGAAAAACAUUUUGGUUUAA
Molecule: messenger RNA, 3712 nt
Organism: Polyodon spathula (Mississippi paddlefish)
Lineage: Eukaryota; Metazoa; Chordata; Actinopteri; Acipenseriformes; Polyodontidae
Product: cadherin-7-like
Exons: 12
Coding region: 405-2759 (784 amino acids)
Biological process (GO): homophilic cell-cell adhesion; cell-cell junction assembly; calcium-dependent cell-cell adhesion
Cellular component (GO): adherens junction; plasma membrane; catenin complex
Molecular function (GO): calcium ion binding; cadherin binding
Source: RefSeq, a predicted model, not a curated record